UUACAGAAAAUAAUGUCGCGACGUUUCGUACCUCCUUGUGAACCUUAUAGACCGCCGCCUCAAAUACAAGAAUUAUUAGAUCGCCAAGCAGAAAAAAGAAAACUUAAACGCACAGCUCAGCUACCAAAACGUAAUUGGAUACAACGCAAUCCCAGAUUAUUUCAAAUUGGUUUUAUAACCACUUCCAUGCUAAUAUUAUUUUCCAAGCCACUAUAUGACAUUUUCAUAGCUGAACCUAUACAAGAGCCAAAGUUUAAGAAAGACGGAAAUGGAGUCCGUGCGCAAAGCCAACCAACGUCUGCGUAAUUAUCCUAUACUAUUGAGUAAAUGU
This is a messenger RNA of Glossina fuscipes, 331 nucleotides long. RefSeq lists its product as uncharacterized. The coding region runs from base 13 to 306 and encodes 97 amino acids. The transcript has a single exon. Lineage: Eukaryota; Metazoa; Arthropoda; Insecta; Diptera; Glossinidae. The record is from RefSeq and is a predicted model, not a curated record.